AUUUCCCUCCAACAGAUUUCCCUCAAAGAAAUUUCCCUCCAGAGAAAAUUAGAUUGAUAUAAAUCUACAGAUCGGUACCUCUUCCUAUUCUCACUUUUCCAAAUCCUUUAGGUGUUUGAGAUUGAGAUAGAUUGGAGCAAAAAUAUUGGUUCAGAUAGAGGAUUGAUCAUCACUGUUAUCAACUAUUACGGUGAUAAACACGGUUGUUCAUGGAUUCAACAUCUGAUGAUGAUGCCAGACACUCUGACCUAUCCAGCACUCAAACUAAUGGAGUGAACAAUAAUGGUGUUACCGAAAACCAUAACUCCUCUUCAACACCCAGUGUAAAAGCUCAAAAUUAUCAUGGGUUUUUACAAUCAAACCACUUUAGCCUAUGUCCAUCAACACAUCCGAACUUCGCUUUGCAUAGAGUUGAUGCUCCUUACCCUGCUCAGCAAUUUUAUGGAACUAGAUUACCUUAUCAGGGUUUUAUGAGAACUUCUCCAUUUUUUCCUUAUGAUUCUCAAAAUUCUGAUGCUUCGGUAACUACGAUGAAUACUGAAACUCCUAAUUCUCAAAAGAAACCCAGAAAGAAAGUUACAAAAAACACUAAAGCUCCUCAACCAAACCAACAUUCCAAUUCCCGUGUUACUUGGACAAUGGAGGAGGAUGUUGCUCUAACAAAGGCGUGGUUGUAUGUAACCCAAGAUGCAAUAACCGGAAGAGAUCAGCCCUCUGAUAGAAUGUGGAAUCGCAUUUGGGGUGUUUGGAGAGACAACAUGGUGAAUCCCGAUGGGCGAGGGUGGAACGCCUUAAAAUGUCACUGGAAAGGGAUACAAACACAAGUGUGCAAGUUCCAUGGUAUCUACGAAAUGUUGGAGAGGCAUCCCCCAAGUGGAAACAAAUUGCAGGACAUAAUAAGAUUUGCGUAUAAUAAUUUUUUUAUUCAAUAUGUUUUUAUUAGUUUCAUUUCGUCAUCGUUUCCCAUUGUAUUUUAUGUAAUGUGUAGGUAAUGGAAGCUAAGUUUUUGUUUGAGGGAAAUGAUAAAGGACCAUUCAAGUA
Messenger RNA from Papaver somniferum (opium poppy), 1041 nucleotides. RefSeq lists its product as uncharacterized. NCBI's taxonomy places the organism in Eukaryota, Viridiplantae, Streptophyta, Magnoliopsida, Ranunculales, Papaveraceae. The coding region runs from base 210 to 992 and encodes 260 amino acids. The record is from RefSeq and is a predicted model, not a curated record. The transcript is spliced from 2 exons.